UAAUGCAGGAGUAUGAACAGGAAUCAAACACAAUUAUAUUUCUAUAUUGUAAAUCCUCAUUAGCGAAAGACUAAUCUAGACUGUUGUGUUUUUGUGCAGAGAGACAGCAAGGGACCGAAUGAGAAUGAAAGAGCUGGGCAUUACUCACAUCCUGAAUGCUGCGGCUAUGAAAAAGAAACUGAGGAUCUUGUUGGGAAUGCCAUGGGAGAAAGACGUGAAAGACACAGUUGACACAGGAGCGAGUUAUUACAGAGGAAUUAAGAUCCGUUAUUGUGGCUUGCCUACAACAAAGGCUUCCAACAUCAGCAAAUACUUCUUGCCAGCUGCCAAAUUUAUCCACAAGGCCAAGAAAAACUCAGAAAAUAAGGUGUUCAUUCACUGCACAGAUGGUGUCAACUACGCUCCUACACUUUUUCUGGCAUACCUCAUGAUCCACCAUAACAUGAUUGUGGAGGAUGCCAUUGAUUAUCUGGUAAAGGUGAAAUACAUCAAGCCUGACAUAGACUUCCUGAGGCAGCUGGCAAUCCUCAAUGAGGAACUUGUGCAUAAGUAA
Messenger RNA from Ctenopharyngodon idella (grass carp), 553 nucleotides. RefSeq lists its product as uncharacterized. The transcript is spliced from 2 exons. The coding region runs from base 119 to 553 and encodes 144 amino acids. NCBI's taxonomy places the organism in Eukaryota, Metazoa, Chordata, Actinopteri, Cypriniformes, Xenocyprididae. Gene Ontology annotation, cellular component: cytoplasm. The record is from RefSeq and is a predicted model, not a curated record. Gene Ontology annotation, biological process: protein dephosphorylation; negative regulation of MAPK cascade. Gene Ontology annotation, molecular function: MAP kinase phosphatase activity; protein tyrosine/serine/threonine phosphatase activity.